UAGGCGAGGAACCGGCCGGGCCGGGGUGCGCGCUUCUUCCUUCCAUGGUUCAGACUUGAGCGUGGUUUCGUGUCGUGCAGGGUCAAAUUCCAAACGCAUUCCAGGUCGUCUGUGGCGUUUCCACCGCCCCGCGUUGGCGUUGCCAUCCAUCAUCAAAUCAAAACCAGAAAAAAAGGAAACAACAACGAAUCAGCUCGCCAUUCCCGGAGUCUGUCUGCCUGCCUGCCUUGGAGAGGGAGAGAAAGCCGAAGAUGAGGCGGCGCCACCACCACCACCACCUUCCCCUGCUCGCCUGCCUCUUGGUCCUCGCCUCGGCCGCGGCAUCGCCGGCGAAGGCCAAGCCCCCUUCUGCCUCCGCGGUCGCCCCGGCCAUCGCGGUGGACUUCGUGCGCCGCUCGUGCCGCUCGACGCGGUACCCGCGCGUGUGCGAGAGCACCCUGGUGCCCUGCGCGCCCACCGUGGGGCGCAGCCCGCGGCGCCUGGCGCGGGCGGCGCUGGUGGUGGGCGCCGACCGCGCGCACAACUGCUCCGCCUACAUCCGGGCCGGCAAGGGCGCCAUGGAGGACUGCGCCGAGCUGGCGCGCGACGCCGAGGAGCGGCUGCGGCGGUCGGCGGCGGAGAUGGAGCGGAUGGGGCGCGCGGGCACCCCGCGCUUCGCGUGGUCGCUCGCCAACGUGCAGACCUGGGCCAGCGCCGCGCUCACCGACACCGACACCUGCCUCGACUCGCUCGCCCAGGCCCGCGGCAAGGUGGACGGCGGCGCCGUCAAGAGGCGGGUGGUGGCCGUCGCGGAGGCCACCAGCAACGCGCUCGCGCUCGUCAACAGGCUCGACCCGGCGCCGCACCGCCUGCUGCUGUAGCUCCAUGACGAAAUCUUUCCUUCUUCAGCCCUCCUCCUCCAUGUCCGAUCCGAUCGCCCGUAUCUGCAAUCUGUAUGAUUGAUGGAUCGGUCUCAGUGAUGAUGAUGGUUGAUGACGAUUAAAAGCUAGAGGGCGCCCAAUUUAAUUUCCUGCUUCUUUGUUCCUGUCUGUGAGGAACUUUUUUUUUGGCAGUUUAUCCGCUUAUGGUUGCUGAAAUAAUCCAAGCUGUGAUUAAUCUAAAUAUCUUGGCAUUGAAUUGGUGGCUUCAA
Messenger RNA from Panicum virgatum (switchgrass), 1129 nucleotides. RefSeq names its product 21 kDa protein-like. Gene Ontology annotation, molecular function: enzyme inhibitor activity. The transcript has a single exon. The record is from RefSeq and is a predicted model, not a curated record. Lineage: Eukaryota; Viridiplantae; Streptophyta; Magnoliopsida; Poales; Poaceae. Bases 252 to 860 code for a protein of 202 amino acids. Gene Ontology annotation, biological process: negative regulation of catalytic activity.